Chaetomium globosum CBS 148.51 is the source of this 1245-nucleotide messenger RNA. RefSeq lists its product as uncharacterized. Lineage: Eukaryota; Fungi; Ascomycota; Sordariomycetes; Sordariales; Chaetomiaceae. Gene Ontology annotation, cellular component: mitochondrial outer membrane. The record is from RefSeq and is a predicted model, not a curated record. Bases 1 to 1245 code for a protein of 414 amino acids. The transcript is spliced from 3 exons. Gene Ontology annotation, molecular function: ATP binding; ATP hydrolysis activity.
AUGAACGACCAAAAACGAAUGAAGGAGCUUGUGUCGGGCAUCAUGGUCGCUGCCGGAACAAUAUCGGCUUAUUUCAUAAUCAAAGAACUCGUUGGGCCAUACUUCUCGAAGCUAGUCGACCCCGACCGAGAGAAGAACGAGUUAGCGAGUCGGAAGGCCCAGGCAAAUCUCCAGAGGAUACGACGGAAACGGAUCGAGGCCGGAGACGAAGGCGAGGAGGGCACCGACGGCUCACGGCAUACCAACCGGGUGGAGGACCUGGUUCUCAAUGAAUACGAGAAUCAAGUAGCCCUGGAGGUUGUCGCACCGGAAGACAUUCCCGUCGGGUUUGGCGCCGUUGGUGGCCUUGAAGACAUCAUCGAGGAGCUCAAAGAGUCCAUCAUAUACCCUCUAACGAUGCCGCAUCUCUAUCGUCACGGAGGCGCGCUGCUGGCGGCGCCCUCGGGGGUGCUCCUGUACGGACCGCCGGGCUGCGGCAAAACGAUGCUGGCCAAAGCGGUGGCCCGCGAGAGUGGUGCCUCCUUCAUCAACCUCCACAUCUCGACCCUGACGGAGAAGUGGUACGGCGACUCAAACAAAUUAGUUCGCGCGGUGUUCUCACUGGCCAAGAAGCUACAGCCAUCAAUCAUCUUCAUCGACGAGAUUGAUGCUGUCUUGGGGACACGGAGAAGCGGGGAGCACGAGGCCAGCGGUAUGGUCAAGGCCGAGUUCAUGACCCUCUGGGAUGGCCUCACGUCGACCAACUCGGCCGGCGUUCCCAACCGAAUUGUGGUACUUGGGGCGACCAACAGAAUCAACGACAUUGACGAGGCGAUCCUUAGGAGGAUGCCCAAGAAAUUCCCCGUGCCACUCCCCGGCAUGGAACAACGGCAGCGCAUCUUGCAACUAGUCCUUGGCGACACCAAGCGCGAUCCCGAGAACUUCGAUAUUGACUACAUUGCUAGAAUCACCGCCGGCAUGUCUGGCAGUGAUAUCAAGGAAGCAUGCAGAGAUGCCGCCAUGGUCCCCAUGAGAGAGUAUAUCCGCCAGCAUCGGGCCUCGGGGGAAGCCAUGGCGCGGGUGAACCCCGAUGACGUUAGGGGCAUUAGGACCCAGGACUUCUUUGGCCGACGUGGCGGUCGAGUCCUUGCCGAAACCCACUCCGAACCAGCAAGUACUGUCAAUGCAGCGCAGUCCAAGGCGUCAAGCGAUGGGUAUGAGGACGUGGAAGAAACCGAAGACGAACAAGUAACAACAUCCGCCUAG